GACUGUAAAGAAUCUCUCUCUCUCUCUCUCUCUCUCUCUCUCCCCUGCACUCUUCGCCUUUUGAAUUUAUUAAUGCAGAGAGUUGUUGAAAUCCACAGCUUCCCCCCAAACCCUCACCCUGACCCUCACUCUCGUGCGUUCAUCCUCAUCUUUAUCGCGUAUUCCAGAGAGAUCUCCGUGAAUGCUAGCAUUGGAUCUGCUGUCUCUUCGCUUUCUUCGGAAGGUUUUUGUUAAUGCUUGGUUCCCUGGGAAGCUUGUGUGACAAAUUGGUUUGAAAGAAGGGACAGUUGGUAGUUGGGUAAAACAAGUGAGAAACUGGGAGUACUGUUUUUGUAUUUGUUUUAGUUUUUGCUUAGUUAAAUUGGAAAAGAGUGAAUUCAUGAGUUUAGAGAUCUUUAUUAACGGCCUUUUCUGUCGUUUUAAAAGUAUUUCAUAGAGGAGCUAUGGGUUGACUGAAAAGACUUGGAACCUUUUGGUGUUCUGCGGGAGAUUUUGUGGCUUGGACUUCCUGGGUUUUGAGGGAUGGAUCUUAUAGAUUUGAAGGAUAGAGAUUUUGGCACCGAUCUUGAAAGUGGUGGUGGGACAACUAGUGAAGAAGAUGAAGUAAAAGACAGUUUGGGUGCGAAUCAAUCAAAGACAUUGAUUGCUAAGGUGUGCAGUGCAUUUGGUGAUGGAUCAGUAAAUGGCAGAGAUGGGGUAAGUUCUUGUUGUGAUGUCUUGACUUUCAGUGGCGUUUCUGUGGAGAAUGUGAAUGUGUUGACAGACAAGAAGUUGGAAGAACAAGAGACUAAAGUCCUUGUGGAGAAGGAAACAGUGAAGGAGAAGCGUAAAAAGUCAAGUGCUAAAAAGCCUCCCCGACCCCCCAGAGGUCCGUCCUUGGAUGCUGCAGACCAGAAGCUAAUCCGAGAGAUCAAUGAACUUGCCAUGUUGAAACGUGCAAGAGUUGAGCGAAUGAAGGCAUUGAAGAGGAUGAAAGCUGCUAAGGCAUCAUCAUCCAGCAGCAACUUAUCUGCCAUGCUCUUCACAGUAUUCUUCUGUCUUGUUAUAUUCUUUCAAGGAAUGUUGUCGAGGAGUUCGCCUGGCUUCCAUGGUUCUCCUGAACCAGCUGCAGGAACACCGGGUAAUUUUAUUUCAGUUCAGUACUACAGGAAUUCAUCUGCAAAGCACACCAAUGCCCCUGAUUCUGGUUCUCUAGUGCCAUGGGCUAACUUAAUAAAUACUGUUUAA
This is a messenger RNA of Malania oleifera, 1227 nucleotides long. RefSeq lists its product as uncharacterized. The transcript is spliced from 3 exons. Bases 523 to 1227 code for a protein of 234 amino acids. NCBI's taxonomy places the organism in Eukaryota, Viridiplantae, Streptophyta, Magnoliopsida, Santalales, Ximeniaceae. The record is from RefSeq and is a predicted model, not a curated record.